UCUGUGAGGACUUCGAGGUGAGCCGCUAAGACUCCGUUCGGCAGACGGAGUAGUCCCAUCUGCUGCCGGGUGUCAGGUGGUGAUUCCCCAUUGCCCACCCUCCUCUUCAUAUUCCUGCCUACUGCCUGCCACCCACAAGUCUCAUCAUGCCUUUGCAUCAGAAGAAUCCACGAUGCUCACAUGCAAAACGCCUUCAGACUGACAGUAAGAACCAGGAUCUGGAGGUUGCAGAGGUCUCCAAGGCUCUGGAGGAGACCUGUCUCUCCUCUCAUCCUCUAAUGCCUGGCAAUUCGAAGGAGGCUGCUGGUGCUGGUACACCCAGUAUUCCUGAGGGUCCUCAGAGUUUCUGCUCAUCUUCCAUUGCCAUCACAGCCACCUCAUCAAGCAAGUCGGAUGAGGGCUCCAGUAGCCAGGAAGAGGCGGAUAGCACCCCACAGGCUACACCAGAUCCCAAGAAUGUGCCCAUAGGUGCUCUAGGAGAGAAAGUGGCUUCAUUGGUGAAUUUCCUGCUAUACAAGUAUCGAAUGAAAGAGCCAGUAACAAAGGAAGAUAUGUUGAAGAUUGUCAUCAAAGAAUACGAAGACCACUUCACUGAGAUCUUACUGAGAGCCUCUGAGCGCAUGGAAAUCAUCUUUGGUCUUGAUGUGAAGGAAGUGGAUCCCAGCAACCACUGCUAUGGCCUCCUAAUCAAAUUGGGCCUCACCUAUGAUGGGAUGCUGCACGGUGAAAAGGGCAUCCCCAAAACCGGCAUCCUCAUACUUAUCCUGGGUGCGAUCUUCAUGAAGGGCAACCGUGCCACCGAGGGGGAAGUCUGGGAAGUUCUGAAUGUGACGGGCCUAUAUUCUGGGAGGAAGCACUUCAUCUUCGGGGAGCCCAGGAAGCUCAUCACCAAAGAUUUAGUGAAGGAAAAAUACCUGGAGUAUCGACAGGUGGCCAACAGUGAUCCUGCACAAUUUGAAUUCCUGUGGGGCCCGAGAGCCCAUGCUGAAACCACCAAGAUGAAAGUCCUGGAGUUUCUGGCCAAGGUUCGUGGGACUCACCCAAGUUCUUUCCCAUCUCAGUAUGAGGAGGCUUUGCGAGACGAAGAAGAGAGAGCCCGAGCCAGAAUUUCAGGCAGGGCUGUCUCUACUUCCAUGGCCCCUGCCAGUUCUAGAGCCAAGUCUAGUCAUUUCUCCCGCCCUUAGAGAAGCCUGAGGCCGAUUCUUCACUUUGUAUUUGAAGAGGCAGUUAGUGUUCACAGAAUUCAGGUCUGAGGUGGGGCUGAGAGGAACAUGGUAUAUACGCCUAUGUGUUCCUAUAUUAUUUGUGUAACUUGAAAAGUUAUUCUUUUACUUUUUGACAUAUGUACUAUUCAAAUAUUGUUUCUUAUAUAGAUUUGAUUAGCUUCAAAAUCUCCAAGUUUAUGAAUGAUAUGGGUUACGUAUUUAAUGCUAUAAUGAGGUUUAAUAGUAAGAGCUUUGUUGUUUUGGAAAAGAAAUUGUGAAACCAUCCAUCUUGUUUUGUCAUCUGGAAUAAGAUAACAUGGCAUUGCUAUAGGCAUUUCCUUGCAAAUGUGAAAGAUAUCAACUUUAAGAUAAUUGGGAUCAAUAAAGAAAAAUAGAGAAGAACAUCUAAAAGAUAGUCAAAUCUUGGCUUUCUGUUCCGUUUUAGUUCUUGUUCUGUACGAUUAAAUGAUAUGUACGUGGAUUUGCUCAGCUCUUUCAAGAAUGUAUAAGAAAUAAAUCUUAAUAAA
Messenger RNA from Diceros bicornis minor, 1732 nucleotides. RefSeq names its product melanoma-associated antigen B16-like. The record is from RefSeq and is a predicted model, not a curated record. The transcript is spliced from 2 exons. Bases 147 to 1184 code for a protein of 345 amino acids. Gene Ontology annotation, cellular component: nucleus. Gene Ontology annotation, biological process: negative regulation of transcription by RNA polymerase II. NCBI's taxonomy places the organism in Eukaryota, Metazoa, Chordata, Mammalia, Perissodactyla, Rhinocerotidae.